This is a messenger RNA of Cygnus atratus (black swan), 4864 nucleotides long. Its product is annotated as protocadherin gamma-A10-like. NCBI's taxonomy places the organism in Eukaryota, Metazoa, Chordata, Aves, Anseriformes, Anatidae. Gene Ontology annotation, biological process: homophilic cell-cell adhesion. The record is from RefSeq and is a predicted model, not a curated record. Gene Ontology annotation, molecular function: calcium ion binding. Gene Ontology annotation, cellular component: plasma membrane.
GGGGCCGUGGCGGAGAUGUGCGCGGCGAGAGAAGGGCGCUGGGGCCGGAGGCAGCGAGCGCUGCUGUGCUGCGCGUUGGUGGCGGCGUUGGAGGCGGCGUGGGGGCAGCUGCGCUACUCGGUGCCCGAGGAGCUGCCCAAGGGCUCUUUCGUGGGCGACGUGGCCAAGGACCUGGCGCUGCAGCUGGCGGCGCUCCGCGACCGCGGCGCCCGAGUUGUGUCGGCAGAUAGGACGCGGUAUUUCGCUCUGCAUGCGAACAGCGGCCACCUGGUGACGGCGGAGAGGCUAGAUAGAGAGCAGCUGUGCCGGUUGGUGGAGCGCUGCGUGCUGCGCUGUGAGGUGAUCGUGGAGGACGAGAUGAAAGUUUACGAGAUCGAAGUGGAAAUCACAGACAUUAACGACAACGCGCCCAGCUUUGUGGAAGCACAAAAGGAACUGAGAAUGAGCGAGACGACAGCUCCAGGGUCACGUUUUCCCUUGUCUAAGGCUCACGACCCGGACGUGGGAGUGAAUUCCCUGCAGAGCUACGAGCUGAGCGGCGACGAGCACUUCUCGCUGUCCGUGCAGGCGGGAGCCGACGGCGAGAAGCGUCCCGAGCUGGUGCUGGCCAAGGCGCUGGACCGGGAGGAGGCGGCGUUUCACGAGCUGGUGCUCAUGGCGAGCGACGGCGGCGAGCCGUCUCGGACGGGCACGGCGCGCAUCCGCGUGUCUGUGCUGGACGCCAACGACAACGCGCCCGUGUUCAGCCAGGCAGUGUACGCGGUGCGCGUGCCCGAGGACGUGCCGGUUGGCUCCACGCUCCUCACCCUCACGGCCACCGACGCCGACGAGGGACUGAACAGCGAGGUUAAGUAUUCGGUGAUAAAACUGACAGCCGAAAUAACAGACAAAUUCUAUGUGGAUCCCGAGACGGGAUCGAUCAGGCUGGUGAGGAGCCUGGACUUCGAGGAAGGCGACUCCUACGAAAUGGAGGUACAGGCAGACGAUGGUGGUGGCCUUUUCGACACGUCUAUGGUCUCGAUCUCGGUGACCGACGUCAAUGACAACGCGCCCGAGAUUUCGGUGAGGUCGGCGCUGAGCGAGAUCUCAGAGGACGCGCCGUCGGGGACGGUGGUGGCCCUGCUGCACGUGCAGGACCGGGACUCGGGCGCCAACGGCGAGGUGCGGUGCUCGCUGGUCGGCGACGUGCCGUUCCGCCUGCGGAGCUCGGUGGGCAGCUACUACAGCGUGGUGACGGCGCGGGAGCUGGACCGGGAGGAGGUGUCGGAGUACAACGUGACGGUGCGGGCGGCGGACGGCGGGUCGCCGUCGCUGCGGAGCAGCGCGGUGCUGGCGCUGCGCGUGCUGGACGUGAACGACAACGCGCCGGUGUUCGUGGAGGCGCGCUACAGCGCCCGUCUGGCCGAGAACAACGCCGAGGGCGCGCUGGUGCUGACGGUGCGGGCGCGGGACGCGGACUGGGGGCAGAACGCGCGCGUGCGGUACCGGCUGGUGGAGGGUCGUGUGCGGGGCGCGCCGCUCUCGUCGUACGUGUCGGUGCAGGCGGAGACGGGCGCGCUGUACGCGCUGCGCUCCUUCGACUACGAGGAGGUGCGCGAGGUGGGGCUGUGGGUGCGGGCGGAGGACGGCGGCGCGCCGGCGCUGAGCAGCAACGUGUCGGUGCGGCUGCUGAUCGUGGACGAGAACGACAACGCGCCGCAGGUGCUGUACCCGCCGGCGGCGGCGGCGGGGGCGGCGGCGGGCGCGGUCUGGACGGGCGUGGAGCUGGCGCCGCGCUCGGCGGAGCCCGGCGCGCUGGUGGCCAAGGUGGUGGCGGUGGACGCGGACGCGGGGCAGAACGCGUGGCUGUCCUACGAGCUGGCCAAGGCGACGGAGCCGGGGCUCUUCCGCGUGGGGCUGCACAGCGGCGAGGUGCGCACGGCGCGCUCGCCGCUGGCCCGCGACGCGCCCAGGCACAGCCUGGUGGUGGUGGUGAAGGACCAGGGCCGGCCGGCGCUGUCGGCCACGGCCACGCUGACGGUGGUGCUGGCCGAGAGCGUGGCCGAGCUGCUCUCGGAGCUGGGCAGCGCGGCGGCGCCGGCCGAGCCCGCCGGCAGCCUGACGCGCUGGCUGGUGCUGGCCGUGGCGGCCGUGUCCUGCCUCUUCCUCGCCUUCCUGCUGCUGCUGCUGGCGCUGCGCCUGCGGCGCUGGCGCCGCUCGCAGCUGCUGCCGCCGGCCAGCGGCGCCUUGCGCGGCGUCCCGGCCUCGCACUUCGUGGGCAUCGACGGCGUCCGCGCCUUCCUGCACUCCUACUCGCACGAGGUGUCGCUCACCGCCGACUCGCGCAAGAGCCAGCGGCGCUGGGCGGCCGACAGCUGCUGCAACACCCUCCCGGCCCGGCCGCCGCCCGACAAGGCCGCGCCGCUGCUCGGGGAAGACGCUGCCGGCGCCCGCGGCGCACAGCCCGACGCCCUCCCGCAAGCUCAGCCUAACACAGACUGGCGCUUUUCUCAGACCCAGAGACCUGGAACGAGUGGCUCCCAGAAUGGAGAGGAAGGUGGAGCCUGGCCGAACAACCAAUUUGACACGGAGAUGCUGCAAGCCAUGAUCCUGGCAUCGGCAAACGAGGCUGCUGACGGCAACUCGACGCGGGGGGGCACGGGCACCAUGGGCCUGAGCGCCCGCUACGGCCCCCAGUUCACCCUGCAGCACGUCCCCGAUUACCGGCAGAACGUCUACAUCCCGGGCAGCACCGCCACCCUCACCAACGCCGCCGGCAAGCGCGAUGCCAAGGGCGCCGGGUCCUCAGGCGGCAACAAGAAGAAAUCCGGGAAGAAGGAGAAGGAGAAGAAGUAGAGAGGAGACCUCAGAGCGUCAGGGCAGCGCGCUCCAGCACUCCCCCAAAACACAGGAGGACGAAUGUGGAUUUUAUUUUAUUUUUUAACGAUUUUUUUUUUGGUGAUGCAAAAGUUAGGAAGCGCUGCGAAUGUAUCAUCAUCAUCAGAGCUAGGAGCAGGGUGUCUCUGCUGUUAGAUCUCAUGAUGAAAACCAAUCCGGAAAAUGAAAGCUAACGCAAACAAGUGCCCUGUUAAUACUAGCCAACGUUUUAUACGACCCCUCGGGUAUUAGAAUAUGCAAGGUGGAAGGGCUUCUGCCAUGUCUUCGGACUUGAUUUGUUCCCAGAUUGUCCGAGAAAGGCACAAGGCUUGUGCUCGGCUUUGUCCAGUGUAAAUAAUUUUAACAGCGAUCUUUUAAUUUAUAGACCUUUGAUCAUUUUUGGAAAGAAAAAGCAACUUCCUAGCCUAGAACCCAUGCUCCAGAUUUUUUGCUCUUUAACUUUCCUGUAGCGAAAUUCACCCUGAGCUAGUCAUAGCAGUGGAUUUGUUGGUAAGGAGUGCUUCGGUUCCUGUUUACCUGUUACCCCCCCCCCCAAAAAAAAAGAAAAAAAACAAGUGUUUAUAUUGCAUGAAUCAAAGGGAACAAUGCAGAGCUGCAUCCUAAACAUUUAUUUUUUUUUAAGUGCAACCGGCGAUGGCCUGAAAAAUGAGAUAAAAACUCCUGGUGUCUGAGCAGGAGGGAAUUCAGCGCGGGGCUCCUGAGGUGCGCACAGCUGCCCCGGCGGUUCUGGGGGUCUCUGAAGAGCAGACACAUCUCAUCCCUCUUUUGCAGUAAAUAUUUAUAUGUACAGUAAAUGUCCUUUUGGAAUUAAAGCUAAGGGAGUCACAGCCCCCCCGCGGCAGGCUCCUUCCACCCAUGAGGGGGGGCCGGGGGCCUGCCCACGUCUCCCCCCGUCGCUCCUGCAUGCCCGUCACUGGCGUCACGCCUGCAGCAGCACACUGUGCUCCACAGACCCCGGGGUGUCCUCGCAUGCCCACGCAGCUCGGGGUAAAGGCACCGGUGGAGGCGCCGUGUCUGUCUGGGGCUGGGGGGGUCACCGUUUUGUACUGGGGCGGGGGUGUUGGGUACUGAGUAAGUGACAGUUGGCGCAGUGGCACCUGGGGACACAACCCAGGCCAGGGACCAGCAAGCUGGGGGUGAGUGCGUGGUGUCCCUGCAAAGGGGGGUGCAGCUGGCACCAGGAGGGUGGAGGUGGCGCUGGCUUUGGGAUUGCCGCCCCGCAGAGGGAGCAGGAGGAUGAGGAAUAGGAUUUCUCCACACUGCGCACCUUUCAAGCAAACCCAGCCCGGAGAAGGGUCCCGGUGGCCUCAGCAGCACUGCCCGUGCCACCCACUGCUCGGGGCACCCCAAGCUUCCCGUUUCAGAGCAGUCAUGGGCGCCCGUGUGGGCAGAGAGGGGCUUUUGGUACCCAGAGGUGGGGAGGCUGUAGCCACCUCGGGAUCUGCUCAGUUUCCUGCGGGUUCCUUUUUCUCUUUUUAAUCACUAACACAUAACUCACCCGAGCAGGUCCAGCCCCGCACAGGAUGCUCACGGCGCCCCGUCCACCUCCACGGCUGCAGGGAGCAGCCCCCACCCCUAGUGCCGCUUCCACAGGCCCACGUAGCUGCCACGUCCGCUCUAGAAACGCUGUAGCUGAAUCGUAGUCUUUAUAUUUCUUUUUAAUCUGCAAGCUGAAGGUAGUGUAGUGAGUGUCGUGUAUUUAGUGACGUGUUAUUUUUAUCUCGGUAACUAACUUGUGGACACCAGUAUUUUCGAUUUCUCUGUAUCUUCUUUCCAUGUGGUCUGUGCUCCGAGUGUACGUGAGAUGAAACACGUUUGCCCCCUCAAUGUGUCUAAUAUUGAAUUAUACUUAUAUAUUAUAUAUAUGCUUAUAUCCUUCUUAUACCCAUAUAGACCAACGUCAAUGUGUUACACGCAAGUUUUAUACUCUAAUAUUUAUAUUGCUUUUUUUCUUUGGGAAAAAAAAAUAAUAAAAUGGUUUCUUCUG